AUGCGUCUCUACUCCGUCCUGUUGGCGACUGCGGUCGCUCUAGUUGCGACCACCAGCGUCGCCGCUGAGAAGUGCACCCUCAAGACCACGGCUCCCGUCGCGACCACUGCCGCCACUUCCGUGGUGAGCUCCACUACGUCGUCCUACAUCGACGAUGCCAGCGCCGAGGCCGCCUUUGACACUGAUGCCUCCAAUGCUGCCUCGGCGGUCGAUGCCAGUCAGGCCACAACUUCGGACGAGGGUUCCUCUGCUGCCGCCUCAGCCGUCGAUGCCAGUCAAGCCACGACCUCGGACGAGGAUGACGAGGACUCCACUCAAUCGAGCGUUGCCGCGUCGGCUGCCACUGCGACCUCGACUGCGGGUGAGGCUGACUCUACUGUCGACGCGACGGAGGUACCGACGACCACUACAACUGCCGCCUCCACUGCUAGCUCAGCAACUUCCACUGCUACCAGCACCACGUCGACUGCUUCGGCAUCUUCGAGCUCCGGCUUCUGCAGCACGCCCCGCGUACGUAUCACGGAGGUGGAUGUGGGUGAGACCGUGGAGAACAACGAAGAUGAAGCUGGUCUCACCGUCGUCGCCAUCGCAUCGCUGCCCUCUGGCGGCUCGCGCAUCGCCUUCCAGAGCGGCGACAACGUUAUCGUCCGUGAACUUGACUCGAACGACGCCUUGGUGAACAGCACCGCUGCAGUCAAAGUGCCUCUGGUCGACUUCGCGGACCUCCACGCUGACGAUGACGGCCGUGCCCUGCUACGCGUGUGCUACGACGGAUCAACGGAGACGUGGGCCACGAAGCUCACGUCGUCGAGCUCCUCGCUGCCGCCCUACUCCACGUCUGCCACUGGAGAGGAAGUGUACAUGAUCUGGUGGUACGCCCACCACGGCCGUCUGGCGUACGACGGGUCGAACUGGGCCGCAUACUUCGGCUGUGCGCUGUCCGUCUCGGAGGACAGCUGCAUCAACAUCCACCAAGGUGACCGCAUGAAGGUAGUGGAUUCUACCGGCGCCGUCACCUCGGACACCGACUCGUUCGACUGGGGCUGCUCGCACUCUGGCUACGAGCGUAUUACCUACGACAACCGCACGGACGGCUACGCUACGAUCUGCAAGACGGACAGCAACAACCGCAUCAUGCCUCCGAACAACUGGGACGUGACUAUCUACCCGUACUGGGCCACCGUCAGCAACAGCACGUCCGACAGUGACGAGGACAACGCCCGCGUGCACCUCAUCCACUUCUCUAUGGACGCCGAGGCUUCUGAGGACAUCAUUCUUGGAGGAACUGACGCCAACGAGCGCGCGCCCCACCUUGCUGCUAUUGGUGACGGCGGUCUUCUCGCUAUGUGGGAAGGAAGCUCCACGAGCGGAGACCUUGAGUACGAAUCGAGUGGCCGCACGAUUUACGCUCAAGUGCGGGACGCGUCCUCGGGCGCGGCCAUCAGCGAGAAGGUGACGGUCGACAGCUCUGUGAUUGGCAACCGCUACCAAGCGUUGAAGAGCUACCCGGACGGCAGCGUGGCGUAUCUCUCCAUGGGCACGACGAGCACGUCGGUGCAGGUUGUGCAUUUCUUCGGAUGCUAAGAGCUGGAACUGAAGGCAGGAGUGGUGUAGUGUAUAGAUGUAUGGUUGCGUCUGCAAGCGCUCGGCUAUCAACGCCUACAGAAAAUUGCGUAGUACAUGUACAGCUGACGAUGCCAAUGUGAACAUUUUGCCAAAACA
This is a messenger RNA of Phytophthora sojae, 1722 nucleotides long. RefSeq lists its product as hypothetical. Lineage: Eukaryota; Oomycota; Peronosporomycetes; Peronosporales; Peronosporaceae. The record is from RefSeq and is a predicted model, not a curated record. The coding region runs from base 1 to 1584 and encodes 527 amino acids. The transcript is spliced from 3 exons.